AUGGAAAUGCGGCGCUGCGCUCUACUUACCCUACUGCAGAUCGAUCGAGCGAAGAGAAAGAGGAAGAAGGAGAAGGACGGCGCGACGACAUCUCGACCGCCGCGCAUUCCCGAUUCCGCAGCGUACAAGGCGCUGGAGGAUCUCGUCUCGCCUCACAUCGAUUCCUUCGACUACUUCGUGCAGCGGGGACUGGUGGAAGCAGUGAAGGGGAUCGCGCCGGUGGAGAUCGAGCAGGGUUCGACUGGGAAUAAGCUGAUUUUGACGCUCGACAAGCCUGUUGUCCAACCGCCCGUGAAGGAUCUCAAGGAGAAGGCAAUGGAGCAUCGUCUUCUUCCAAAGGAGUGCCGGCAAGGGUUCUUGAGCUAUACUGGCGCGCUCAAUAUCCAGCUUAUCUUGGAUUACGGUUCAAUGACUAGACACCAUCAACUUUCGCUUGGAAAGCUGCCUAUAAUGUUGAAGUCGAGCCUUUGCCAUUUGAGAGGCUUGUCGCCACAAAAGCUUAUUUCUUUGAAAGAGGAGGGCACGGAGAUGGGAGGGUACUUCAUUGUGAAAGGAAUUGAAAGAAUCAUACGAAUGCUCAUUGUACCGAAACGAAAUCAUAUAAUUGCUAUAAGGAGAAAUGCGUUUCAAAACAGAGGAGCAGGAUUCUCUGACAUCGGGUUGAUGAUGAGAUGUGUGAGACCAGACCAAACAGGGUCAACUAUCAAACUUUACUACCUGCAUCAUGGCACGGCUAGGCUUGGUUUUGUGAUUCGGAGGCAGGAGUUUGUGAUUCCGGUCGGAAUAAUUUUGAAGGCGUUCAUGGACACAAGUGACCGAGAAAUUUUCGAGCAGCUGAGUGGCAUCCACGUCCAAGGGCAAGAGCAGUCCAAAGGUGCAGUUGGAAGCCAGCUUAUAAGUCAAAGAGCAAGAAUCAUUAUUGAAGAGACGCAACGACAACCUUGCCUUACACGUUUGGAUUGCCUUCGUUAUAUUGGUGAAACAUUUCGGACUCCUUUGGAGGCGCUGUCUAGUAUGUCCAACGCCGAGGUCGGAGAGGAUGUUCUGAGGAGAUUUGUCUUUGUACAUUUGGACAAUUUCCGUGAUAAGUUUAACUUGCUCAUUCAUAUGCUGCACAAGCUUUUUGCGGUUGUGGAUGGGUCGGCCUCGAUUGAUAGUUCCGAUACUUUACAACAUCAGGAGCUCUUACUACCCGGACAUCUGAUGAAUAUCUAUUUGAAGGAUAGACUAGAAGACUGGCUUUACAGGUGCAAGAGGUUGUUGCAAAGGGAAAUGCAACUCAAGGAAGAGUUCGACUUAAGCGACCAUGCAAAGGUUUUAAAAAUUGUGGAGAAAAAUAAUGCUGUGGAUAUAGGCAAACGGAUUGAAUAUUUAUUAAGCACUGGAAAUAUUCAAUCCCAGUCGCAUAUGGACCUUCAGCAGGCAAAUGGUUUUAGCGUGGUAGCCGAAAAGCUGAAUUUUUUCAGAUUCAUAUCUCAUUUUCGUUCCGUCCAUAGGGGAGCUUUUUUUGCAAGACAGAGAACUACAUCCGUGCGCAAGCUACUACCAGAAUCGUGGGGAUUUCUUUGCCCCGUUCACACUCCCGAUGGUGAACCUUGUGGGUUGCUCACUCAUUUAAGCUCAUUGUGCAAAAUUUCCACUGACCUCGAUCAAAAUAAUCAUCCCAAGGACCCCAAGGUUAUUCAUCGAACUAUUGCUACGGUGUUAGCUCAACUCGGCAUGGUUUCGAUUUCACCUUUAUUGGCGUUGUCAGGCCCUCCCAAGUAUCUGGCGGUUCUCCUUGACGGGUGUGUACUCGGCUAUAUGCCGGUUGGAAACAUACCUCAAACCGUUUCUCACUUACGAAGUUUGAAAGUGACCAAGGGUUCUCAGGUCCCUAUCGAUCUAGAGAUUGGAUAUGUUCCUUGCACGUAUGCUGGAGCUUACCCUGGCUUGUUUCUGUACACGACGCCAUCACGGUUUCUUCGCCCAGUGAAGCAACUUGAUACAGGAGCUAUUGAACUUAUCUCUGCCUUCGAACAGGCAUACAUGGAAAUUGCAUGCCCCGACGGAGGAAAUUGCGGUCGAACACCUUCAGCUCCACCAGCAACUCACAUUGAACUGCAUCCGACGGCUAUGUUGAGUGUGGUUGCAAGCUCAACACCUUGGUCGGAUCACAAUCAAAGUCCUCGAAAUAUGUACCAGUGCCAGAUGGGAAAACAAACGCUAGGCUUUGCUUCACAGGCUUUGAAGUUUAGAACGGAUCACAAAAUGUACAAUCUUCAGAACCCUCAGUCUCCUGUUGCGCGCAACGUUAAUUACAAAAAGUACAACAUGGACGAAUUUCCACUUGGCACCAACGCUGUUGUUGCAGUGUUAGCGUACACAGGUUUUGACAUGGAAGAUGCUAUGAUUAUGAACAAAUCAUCGAUGGAGAGAGGUUUAGCACAUGGACAAAUCUAUAAGACCGAGCAUGUCGAUUUAAGUUUGCUGCAAAAAAAAUCUGAUGGAAUUGUGAACCUCUUUUCAAGACCAACUGGGAAGAGAAAUAUACAUAAUUUUCUUGACGUGGACGGUCUUCCACACAUUGGCCAGACUAUGCAUAAUGGAGAUCCUUAUUGCAGUGUUUUGAAUACAAUGACUGGUGAUGCGAAGCUACAUAAGCUUAAAGCUGCAGAAAAUGUCGUCAUAGAUUCCGUCAUUGCCAUCGGGCAUGGCAGAGACCCACUUCAAAAGAUCGCUGUGAAGUUCCGCCAUGAUCGAAACCCGGUUAUUGGUGACAAGUUCAGCAGUCGCCAUGGACAGAAAGGAAUUCUGUCACAGUUGUGGCCAGAUAUCGACAUGCCAUUUUCGGCUGUCACCGGGAUGCGUCCCGAUAUUAUUAUCAAUCCCCACGCAUUCCCGUCUCGUAUGACGAUCGGUAUGCUUAUGGAGUCUAUGGCUGCCAAGGCCGGCGUUCUUCGAGGCGAGUACGUGGAUUCGACUCCCUUUAGAAGCAGCUCAGCAGCUUUAGAUGCAAAAGAUGGUAAAACAGGAAGCGGCUACAAGGGUAAAGAUAAGCAUUAUCCCGCGAUUAGUGAGUUUGGGGAGCAGCUGGCACAGCACGGUUUCAAUUACCAUGGCACCGAGGUUAUGUACAGCGGUUUGCUAGGAACGGAACUCACCUGUGAGAUCUUCAUCGGUGUUGUGUAUUAUCAGCGACUGCGACAUAUGGUUUCGGACAAGUUUCAGGUCCGCUCGCUCGGUGCUAUCAAUCCCGUCACUAGACAGCCAGUAGGUGGUCGCAAGCUCGGUGGAGGCAUACGUUUUGGAGAGAUGGAGCGUGACUCGCUACUUGCACACGGUGCAGCGUAUUUACUACACGAUCGAUUGCACACAUCCUCCGACUACCACGUUGGAGACGUGUGCACCACUUGCGGGAGUCUGCUGUCAACUCUGAUGGUACCCUCAAAGCAGCCCGCAGUCGGUGCUCGGAACAAACCCAAGAAGGCUACCUGCAAAGUCUGCCAGUCGAAUGCUGGAGUCGUCAAGGUUGCCAUGCCAUUCGUCUUCCGGUAUCUCGCAGCAGAAUUGGCAGCCAUGAACGUGAAGCUUACCCUCAAAGUUGCUUCAGCAUAAGGAAUGGACCACUGUACUUGGAGCAAAGGACCUAGCAUGGUUUUUGGUCCUUGAAGGAGCGGACCCAGCCCUUUACUGAGCAUCUCCAGCUCCACAUACGCUCCCUGCCGUCAUCCGGGCAUCCUCAAGCCUUUAUCCAGGCAAGCGCUCCUUCGCUGGCUUGGCUCUUUUUCUUUGCCUGUUUUCCGUCAAUAUAUAUGGCGUUGGAACAAAGAGCCUUCCUUUAGAAGACAAGACGAAGAAAUGCUAAGAACCGUUUUUCCUUUUUCUUCGAA
Selaginella moellendorffii is the source of this 3872-nucleotide messenger RNA. RefSeq names its product DNA-directed RNA polymerase I subunit 2. The transcript is spliced from 29 exons. Gene Ontology annotation, molecular function: DNA binding; ribonucleoside binding; DNA-directed RNA polymerase activity. Gene Ontology annotation, cellular component: RNA polymerase I complex; nucleus. The coding region runs from base 1 to 3597 and encodes 1198 amino acids. Lineage: Eukaryota; Viridiplantae; Streptophyta; Lycopodiopsida; Selaginellales; Selaginellaceae. The record is from RefSeq and is a predicted model, not a curated record. Gene Ontology annotation, biological process: DNA-templated transcription.